This is a messenger RNA of Zingiber officinale, 1418 nucleotides long. Its product is annotated as probable uridine nucleosidase 1. Gene Ontology annotation, biological process: purine nucleoside catabolic process. Gene Ontology annotation, cellular component: cytosol. The record is from RefSeq and is a predicted model, not a curated record. The transcript is spliced from 9 exons. Bases 174 to 1190 code for a protein of 338 amino acids. Lineage: Eukaryota; Viridiplantae; Streptophyta; Magnoliopsida; Zingiberales; Zingiberaceae. Gene Ontology annotation, molecular function: purine nucleosidase activity.
GCGGUGCAGGCGGCUCCGAUAAUAUUGAAAGAAAUAAAGAGAUUUGAUAGAGGAGGGCGUCCCGGCUGUCUCCUCCCUCUCUCCUCCGCCUCCGCCUCCACCCUUCCUCGAUUCCUUCCAUUAGAUUCGACGAAGUUCUACCCGAUCUGUUGUCGAAGGAGAGGAAUCGAGCAAUGGAGAACUUCGAUCCGGCGAUUGGAUCUUUGGAGAACGGCGAGGACCAUACCGCAUUUGCUGCGCCGAUCAAGGUCAUCAUCGACACGGAUCCCGGAAUAGAUGACAGCAUGGCCAUAUUAAUGGCGUUUCAAAAAUCAGAGAUUGAAGUUUUGGGUUUGACAACAAUUUUUGGAAACGUGAGCACUGAAGAUGCUACUCGCAACGCCUUACUUUUGUGUGAGAUUGCUGGACAUCCAGAGGUUCCAGUAGCUGAAGGAAGUCACGAGCCUUUAAAGGGAGGAAAGCCACGUGUGGCUGAUUUUGUCCAUGGAUCUGAUGGGCUUGGCAAUAUAUUUCUUCCACCACCAGCUGGGAAAAAGAUAGAGACAAGUGCAUCUGAGUUUUUGGUAGAAAAGGUUUCUCAGUAUCCUGAUGAAGUAUCUAUUCUUGCAUUGGGGCCUUUAACAAAUUUGGCAUUGGCAAUAAAAAGAGAUUCUUCCUUCGCGAGCAAGGUAAAGAAGAUAGUUAUUCUUGGUGGGGCUUUCUUUGCUGCUGGAAACGUCAACCCUGCUUCUGAAGCAAAUAUAUUUGGAGAUCCAGAAGCAGCUGAUGUUGUCUUUACUUGUGGAGCAGACAUAACAAUUGUUGGGAUAAACAUCACUACUCAGGUCAAAUUUUCAGACGCAGACCUCGCCAAGAUAAGAAACUCCAAAGGCAAGCAUUCACAUAUUUUAUGUGAGAUGUGCAAGUUUUACAGAGAUUGGCAUGUUAAAUCUGAUGGCGUUUACGGUAUUUUCCUACACGACCCAGUGAGCUUUACUGCUCUAGUUCGUCCAGAUCUCUUCACAUAUAAGAAGGGAGUCGUAAGGGUUGAGACACUGGGCAUCUGUGCAGGUCAUACACUGAUGGACCAAGGAUUGAAAAAGUGGAAUGCAAGCAAUCCUUGGACAGGUUAUUCUCCUGUAUCAGUUGCUUGGACAGUCGAUGUGCCUCUGGUUCUCUCUUUCAUCAAGGAGUCGCUUAUGAAACCAUGAGACAACAGGCCAAUAUUUUAGACAACCUUUCACUGGAAUGUGUAACAGAAACUCUGGAAUAAAAAGAAAAAAAUGUUUACUGAUCAUAUUUCUUUGUGAUAGCGGUUCUAAAAACUCACUUCCACGUCUGGUCCUGUAAUAAAAGCAGCAUGGAGUAGGAGGCAUGUUGGGGGACCAAUCAUUGUAAUAUGUGACUGGACUUUGAAUCACAAAGUGGUCAUUAAUUUA